This is a messenger RNA of Phytomonas sp. Hart1, 2475 nucleotides long. Lineage: Eukaryota; Euglenozoa; Kinetoplastea; Trypanosomatida; Trypanosomatidae. The record is from the annotation of a GenBank genome assembly.
AUGUUUUGGAAGGCCUCGAGGCCAACACUCCUCUACGCGGGCCCCCUAGGUGAGGUCGUCGGCGAGGUCGAUGCAGGGACUGUGAUCCUGGAAAGGGGUCGGUAUCGCGAUCCUUUUAAUGGCUGGUGGCUCAGCACUGCCACGGUCGAGGAUGGGACCUUGGCCUGGGUUUCCUUCGACCGUCUGUCCCGUGAGCCGAAUCUCGGGGAGGUCGGCCCCGCUUGGCUGCCCGUCAAAGACGACCGUCCGGUGUCUAGUGAACUCCAGUCGAGCACGCGAGGGCCUCAAUCGGUUGAGGAUCUUUCCUGUGAAGAAAGGGGGGGGGCAUGCGAGGACAGCGUGGAUAUUGCUGAGUUAAUGCGUUUAGCGAUGGGACAGGUCGAGAGCGUUUGGUCUGAUGUGGAAUUGAUUGACUAUUACUGGGAUGCGCUGGUGGUGCCCAACGACGAUAUUACACAGCAUUGGAAUCACCGAUACCAGGAGGCUGUUGAGGCUUUUUUGUACGACCCUUCCGAUAUGAAAUUCUGUAGAAAAUCCAUCCUUUUAGUUGAGUUAGAGGAGAAGUGGGGAUCGCCACGGGACCGCCUGGAGAGGCUCCUCUUAGAGUUCCAUGAGGCAGUUGAGAACAUAGCUGUGGAAUUUGUAAGGGACACACAGAGGCCUUUAGAGUCGCGUUGCCUUCGCCAGCACCCUACUCAUAUCAACGUAUUCUAUUAUGAAGAUUUAUGUAUAAGGGUAUGUACUGACACUUCAGAGUCAUAUUAUGGUGGCGAGGCAAACGCACACAAGGCAGGCAAGAACACUUUCCGCAGCUAUGAGUACCUGUCUCUGGGGGUGGCGUUAAGCAACUGCUUACUAAGUGUUUCGUUGCACGCAUUGGCCGACUUCGGAGGCUAUAGAUUGCUUGUCUCUGCUAUCCCACCGCUUACUUCCACCGAUUGUGUUUACGCGCCAUUGCAAGGUAGUACAUGCGCAGAAAGUGUUGAGCUCCUCAGUACGUUAUCUAAGCGCCUUGCCACUUCGCUUAACCUGAGUUCACACGGCGUGCAGAUACAGGCUCAGCACGGGAAUGACUCUGUAGUUUCUACCAAUGUACCACAGCUCAACUCUGGCAUCUACACGUCGAUUGUACUUCCUGUAGACAUCGCGCUAUACGCUGGGAAAGAUCGACGGUUAUAUCUGUUAAAUGGGUCUAAUGUGUUGCCAUGCAGUGCUCCUUUUUCUCUUUUCGAAUCGCGUGAGGUCAUCUCGAGCUCCCCACUCAGCAAGAAAUCGCAUCCCGGGUGUGCGGCUUCUGGACUUCGCCACGUGGCCGCACCGCGCCUCCGUGCGGAGCUGCUGCUCCGCUGUCCACAUCCUAUUAACCCGGACUGGUUUGUCGAAGGUGCGCAUACCGAACAAGACGUCGAGCGCUUGCGCGAACUCAGUGAUUUUGUUCAGACUGAUGGCCUCACGACGGUGGCCGGGAUACUGGGUUUAAUGCUGCCGGUGGGGUUUCCCUCGCUUCCCCUGCGGGAGUGCCGCCUCUGCGGGGGGGGAUUGGGGAACGAAUUGCGGUUCCUCGUAUGCCGUCAUGAGGACCGCUGCUGCUAUAUCUGCACACAUUGCUAUACCGCACGCAUGUUCGCCAGGCUAGACAACCUUAACAAGAGGAAAGAGGCGCUCGCGUCCUUAUCGAGAAAAGGUAAGCAUCGACAUCGGAGUCUUUACCCGAUAGUGGAUCCUGUUAACUUUACGGAUGCCGUGCGGUGCGGCGGUGCGGCUCGGGGUGCGGAUGCACUGGAACUGGAGCCAUCAAUCGCAUCACUGAUGCAUGCAAACGGCCUCAACUUGCGUUAUUUAGGCUUCGUUUACCACAGACUCCCACAAGCAUUUCGCCCUGUUAUGGGACCUUAUCUGGAGGUUGAAAUGGUUUCGAGGGCGGCGAAAAAGCUUUUAUCCGCUCGCUUGCGUAAGGCACUAACACCGCAGUCUGCCCAUGCUGUUGUGGAGGAAUUUUUUAUAAUGCUCUUGAGCCCCAACGGGGAUUCAGUGGAGCGAUUUUGGAAUGAGGAGUUGGGCCCGCAGAUCGGACGCUUAUUUCCAGGGGUGGUGUCACCUUUUUCUACCGCUUCCCUUUCUAUAGAGUUGCUGUUGGAACGUCUUGGCCAGCUUUCCGGGGUGGUUUUUUCCAAGGAAAGCCUUGCAUCAUUAUUCCGCCUUUGUUCAACAGAAGCAGAGAAGUCAGAGGGUGAGGUAGUAUCACCUAUUUCACAAGCCAAACCCUUCAUAGAACUAAAAGCUAUCAACCCAUGUGUUAAGGUAUAUAGAUUGCCUAUGCAGAGACUCUCAGAAGAUCGAGAAAAGGCUAGGGCUGCUAUUUCGUCUGUGUUGGAGCGUCUGUUGGUAUUCUGGAUCGGAUACACACCAAAUGGUUCAGAUGAAAGGCUCCAGCCCAAUUAUCUAACUAAAUUAGACUUAGACUACACAGGGUGA